Messenger RNA from Nerophis lumbriciformis (worm pipefish), 4521 nucleotides. The record is from RefSeq and is a predicted model, not a curated record. NCBI's taxonomy places the organism in Eukaryota, Metazoa, Chordata, Actinopteri, Syngnathiformes, Syngnathidae.
AUGAUCACAUAUGCGCACUGCCUCUCCUCGGCGCCGGUGGUCAGCUGCUGGCACGGGGCCUGCUAUGAGGACCCCUCCGGCGAGAGGCAAGCUCCGUUCUCCGACAAGAUGGGGAACCGACUCCAGUCGGAGGCCUUCCCCGGCGCCAGGCCACCCAGGAGCGAGGGCUGCCUCCGCAAACGUCUGCUCUCCGUGUCUAAAGUCCACCAAAAGCAAGACUCUCUCUGGACACCCCAACCUAUGCUCGGACCUCUCGAUAAAAGUCCGUCACGAAAGAGUCAAAUCAGCCACGAUGACAAAGCCGUUUCUAAUUUGGACGAGGAGAGCAAAUGGACGGUCCACUACACGGCGCCGUGGCACCAGCAGGAGAACGUCUUCCUGCCGGGGAGCAGGCCACCCUGCGUGGAGGACCUCCACCGACAGGCGAAAGUCAACUUGAAGAGCGCCUUGCGAGAAUGUGACAAACUGAGGAAAGAUGGCUUCCGCAGCUCGCAGUACUACUCUCAGGGACCCAUCUUCUCCGACACCACGCGCUCCACCGGCAGCCUGCACGACGACGACGACGAUGAUGACGACGACAAAAAGUCCCUGGCGUCGUCGGCCGAGGACGAUCAGUCGCAGCUGUCCACCAGGUCGCAGACGCCCAGCGAAAAGGCGGACGACACAGACGCCCCGCCCAAAACUCCAACGCUGCCCACCCCGGAGGAGAAGAUGAGACAGACGGCGCUGGCCGUGCCUACCGACAUUGUCGCCAUUAACGUCACAGGCGCCGUCUUCGACCGGCAGGCCAGUAUCCGGCGCUCCCUGGUUAACACGGACACGGUGUCCCGCCGGUCCAAGAAGGUCAAACGCAGAAAGACUAUAUCGGGGCUGCCCGACGACAUCGACCUGGAGCUAGCUGCAAAAGGACGCGGCGGAGAGUUACGACCGCAUUCCAUGUUCAUCCCGGGACAGUACUCCACGCUGGGCCGGGUGGGGAGCGUCAACUCGGCCCUCCGGCGCUCCCGUACCAGAGAUUCUAGCUGCCAGACGGAGGACGUGAAGGUGGUCCAGCCGUCUGUGAGGAAAAUCCGCGCUAAGAGAGGGCAAGGAAUCGCCGCCCAGAUAGCCGGAAUUUCUACGUCCUCCUCUACCGGGAGCUUAUCGGUCUGCGGCGGCGACAGCUCUGGCGUGCCGACGCUGCCCCGUCAGCAUAACGGAGACCGAGCGCGAUUUAACAGUUUGCCCCGCCAAGGCGCCAGGGUGUCCCUCAGCGCAGACCCCAUCUACAGCAGCACCCCCAUCAAAUCGGAGGAUCACGGCGUUCCAAGGAGGCAGAUCGGAAAGCUCCAGGUGGACGACACGGCGGUACACAUGAGGAACAUCCCGAGGACGGGCACCCUGCCCAGGCCCAGGUCUCAGGAAGUGCAGCGGACGCGGUCCAAUGAGUGGGGAGGCGGUCCGGCCCGCGUGGUGUUGCCCCACGCCGCCUAUUCCACGUCAUUCAUCCCCAACGCCACGCUCUCCGGUUCGUCCGAAGUCAUCACUCUUGGCGCUUCGGGACAGCCUUCCCACUCGCCCACGGUCCGAACAUCCGGUCCCGCCAUUUUCACCCACAGUUCCACCUGUCCGGCACUGGCCACUUCCACGCCGGCUCGCGUGCCGAUCGAGGGGAGUCGCUCUGAUGACGGCUCGCACAGUCACAGCACCUUGCCGACAACGCCGCCCUCAUGUCAGACCGACGAGCGCUGGAUCUACGACACGCCGGAAAACUUGGUAGUUCCGCACCGCUCUCUGACCUCCAGCUCCUCCACUCCCAUCAACCAGCUGUACAGCAGCCUGGAGGCGUCAUCCAGGACAACCACCGAUUCCAGUUCGCUCUACUCCCAAGACAAUGACGGCUAUUUCACCUCCAUGCACCUGGACUCGGGCCUGCGAUCACGCGGCCAGGGCGGCGGGCACGGCCCGGCGACCAGACACAGCAUGUACGAGUGUCGCGAGAUGGCCGCCGGUCAGGACGAGUACGGGAGCUUGUACAGCGAUCGUUCCCUGUCCCGCAGCAUUUCUCUGCGCAAGUGCAAAAAGCCCCCGCCGCCCCCGACUCGCACAGACUCCCUGAGGAGAAAACCCGGUCCCAAGAAGCCCCUGGGAGGCGUCUGCGCGAUCGGCGAAUCAAACGCCGGCACGCUCAACGAGAGUCUGAUCGCCACACUGCAGCAGAGUCUUCAGCUGGGUUUGAGGCCCGGCAAGGGUGCGGGGGCCUCUCCGUCGUCACCCUCCCACAGUCCCAGCAGCGACUACGAAGACCCUUGGGUGCUGCGUCCGCGGAGCCAGAGCAGCGUUAGCGCCGGGAGUUCGGCCACGUCGCUGACCGCGAGCGCAAACGGCGUGUCCAACGCGUACUCGCUUUGCCCCGUGACCCCCGCUCACAGCGAUACCAGCAGCUUACGAUCCGACUACGCCGACUCUUGGGGCUACUACGUGGAGUACCCUCGUAACCACGGCGACCAGAGCGCUCAGACCCCCGCGGCUCACAUCGCCGACGGCACGACCGCCGGACCUCGGCAGGGAGAACGACAUAACGGAAACGACGGAGUCAGCCGUGCCCCAGGAACCGAAAUCCAGACGGAAGAAGUGGCAGUAAAAGGCAAAACCUCCUCCCCGGAACGAGUGCACAGAUUGACUUCGCCCUCUAGCGGCUACUCCAGCCAGUCCAACACUCCCACGGCCGGAACCCCGGUCCCCUCCGGGAUCAGGGCCAUGUCUCCCUCGGGCAAUCGCCCCAGGCCCAGAGUCCCUGAGAGGAAAUCCUCUCUGCUCUCGUCUCUCUCCGGGUCCUCGUCCUCCACCUCCCUGUCCUCCAAUACCUCUGAUUCUCUCAAGAGCGCCGGGCCCCCCGCCCCACCGCCCCUACCGCUGACCUCGUCCUCCACCCCGACCACCCCCCUCGGCCUGCCGCCGCCAUUCCCUUCAUCUGCACCGGCUGACAUGAAUGUAGAUCCUCUUCUUCAGAACACGGCGCAAACACUGAGCCCGCCCCCAGGUUGCUCCACUUCCCCGGAGUUCCCGCCGCCACCCUCACCCGAAACGCUUUUCCGCCCCAGCGUGUCCCUCAACGGGAGCUUUAGUCCUCUUCCUCCCGUAUCCCUCAAGGUGCCUCCGCCGCCUCCUCCGCUGCCAGCUGCCACUUCUAUCUCUUCCUCCAAGUUUCCUGUCAUGUCGGCGCCCAAAAACGCGGUACCCAACAGUCCCACCAAGUCCCCCAUGCUCCUCAUCACGCCAUUCGCCCUGCAGAGCGUUCGGCUGCGUUCUGUGCGACGGACGGAGGAGUCCGAGCUAUACUUUGACUCACCGGAGCAUCAACCCCAGGACGAGAAGACAAAAGAUUCCUCUCCGUCUCCCGUUUCGAAGCUUUUGGAGGAGCUAUCAUUGGAGUGCGGCAUCGCGAACGACACACCCGACUUUCCAGUUGUCAACGGGAUGCUCGAAAAGCAGAGCUGUCUUUCGAACGGCAUCGAAGCGUUGCCGAGGGACGCCGGUUCCCCAGUCAAACAGAAGCCACCUGUCAUCGCCAAGAAACCCAAAUUCUCUUUCAUCCUGCCGCUGAGCCCUCUGCCGGUCCAGGAGGUGAUCCUGUCCCCUUGCGAGGACGUAGACGCUUCCCCGCAAGAACCAGAAAAAAGCGAAGAGGAGAUACAGGAAGAGAGUUCCGAGGCAUCCGCCGAAAUCCAGGACGACUCUCAGGCGUCCACCGGCUCGGACGGGGAACCCUUCCAGAACGGAGACGAUGACGGCACGAGCAGUACGGCGGGCUCCGUCAGCUCCAAGGAGGACGACGCAGGGGACGUGUUCGACUCCAACGGCGAAGAGUCGUCACCCGCGCUGUCGCUGGACGGGACCGCGGAGACGGGGAGCGCGGCGGCCCCGACUCCCACAACCGCACGGACCACCGAGGACCUCUUUGCCGCUAUACACAGGUCCAAACGAGAGGUCCUGGGACGCAAGAAAUCCGACGAGGACAAACCUCGAUCCGGCAUCCGCUCGAUGUCUCCCCCCGUGACGCCCCCCUGCAGUUCCCCUUCGUCGUCAUCCCGCCCGUCCGGCUCCAUCCAGCGCCAACUUCGCAAGUCGUCCACCAGCAGCGACACCUUCAAAGCCCUACUCCUGAAGAAGGGCAGCCGCUCGGAAAGCGGCUUCCGCAUGUCCGCCGCCGAGAUGCUGCGCUCCACGGACCCCCGCUCGCAGCGCUGCCGCUCCGAACCGGCCCCGGUGGACCUCCCUUCGCCGCCUCGCAGCCCCCGCGCCUCGCCGGCCCGAGGAAAACGGGCGUCAGACGAACGGAACCGCUACGAAGCGCCCGUUUUGUCGCCACCGGUGUCGUCCGCUUUCAAGUACGGGCGCUCGCGGACCCCGCCAUCGGCUGCUAGCAGCAAAUACAACGCGCGCUGUCGCUUACUCAGCAGCCCUAUGACUGUCAUCUGCGAGCGCGACGGCGAGUACGCCGACGCUAACGGCACUUUGGCGGACGAUGGCGCUAGCUGA